Pocillopora meandrina is the source of this 6197-nucleotide messenger RNA. The record is from the annotation of a GenBank genome assembly. Lineage: Eukaryota; Metazoa; Cnidaria; Anthozoa; Scleractinia; Pocilloporidae.
AUGCAGGGAACAAGGGCAACCCGGCUUAUUCUGUUGGCAGGUAUGUUAAUCGACUCAAAUCAGAAACACAAUCAACACGAAUAUAUUACGUGAACUCUAUUCAGGUGUAACAAACCUUGUUCUAUCGCGUGGUUUAGGUGUUUACAAACAGCAUUUACAGGAUGUUUAACCUUCCAAUUAUACAAAAGAUCUUGAAUGAAAAUGUCCAACCGAGCCUUUAACCCUUUUUUUAUUUAGCAGCAGCGAAAAUGUUACUUGAUUUUGUAGAAAUAUAAAUAUGCCUCACAUAUAUCUGGCACUUAAAACGAAGGAAUUAUGACUGUGAAUCGAGUAACCCUGCUUUCCCUUGGCAACGAAGAGUUUUCAAACUUCUUCAUUAUUUGCGCUAUCUUCAACAGAAAGAAAUAUUCUGUUCAAGCAUUUUGUGCAUGCUAACGUGUAGAAGCCUUGACGAUUUGAACGGUUUGUGACUCCAAGUUACACCGUGCGUGCACAAAGAGCUAUUAGAAAGUAAUUAAUGUGGGGUAAUUGUUGAACACAGGACAAUGUACGAAAAUAAUUAAGUUUACGGCUAUGUCAUUAUCUUUCUUGCGGAAACCCGUUUCAAAAUGUGUACGGAGGAAUCGAAGGUAAAAGGGUGAUGUAAGGCAAUCAGUUCCUUUUACGCUUACUCUGCUUAAAUUUUGUGCGAGUUUGUGAGUCUCUGUCGCCACUUUGUUUUUCUUGCAAUCUUCCUUACAUAUUUAUCAGACUAAUUAGAUUGACAGACUGUUAUUACAUGCUAUUUUUUCGCUUGGAAGAUAAACAUAACCCGGAAACUGAUCUUCUGACUGCCAAAACCCUCCGUCGUGACGUAAUAAAUAGAGAAAGAGCAAGAAAUCAGUCUUUGAUUGACCAAUAGAACGUAACGGCGAAUAACCGCUGAAAUAUACGUAAACCAUAUGUAUUGUUGUCGAGUAGUAACCUUUAUGAGAUGAUGUCAGCCUGAUGAAAUCUGAAUAAUGUACCUUACUAUGAGCCCAGUAAUGGGCUCCUGACCUUACACAUUAUUAACCGGCUGGAUGUUUUGAUAGGAGUGCUCUCCGUGAAGACGUGGGCAAAAGACGCAGGUGACGCAAUAACACAUGCUUCUACAUGUAAGAACUGUUAAAAUCCUUUUUUUGUCGGUAAUGAAUUUUGUAACAAAAUUAGAAACAGUCAUCCAAGGCAACCAGCACAUAAUUAUGCACAAAAUUGAAUUAUCGCCUGUAGUCAUUGUUAUGCGUGAUGAAAAAUCACCACCAUAAAAGACACAUUGUUAUAAUUUUGUUAAGGUAGAUGAGCGAUUUGUACCGAUUAAUAAAACUGAGAAAACAGAGCAUUUUUUUAACAUUGUACUCGAGAAACAAAGCAAACAAAAUUAAAUAAAGAGGUUAAUUUGAGGUAUCUCAAGAAACGUAACCCGACAAGGGCUACGUUUCCUGAAAGCCUGAACUUCUAUAAUCAACAGAACUUCUUUCUUCCUGAAAGCCUGAACUUCUAUAAUCAACAUGAGGAGUCAUAAUCCCCUGUCCAAUCCAGGGCAGGGCAAUGAAUGUAAGCUCCUUUUUUUAAUUUUAAGACAAUGUAGCAAGAUCAGGAAAUGGGAGCGACAAAAUAUUGUUCGGAGAAAAAACAAAAAAACAAAAAAACCCAAUGACUGAACACUUUAAUGAUCGCGUUAUCGUGUUUAUUGUAGUGCGUUUGGUCCAAGGAUGGACUGCAAGAGAUGGCCGAGUUGAAGUACGUCGUUCCGGCGCCUGGGGUUCAGUGUGUGGCGAACAGUGGGACUUGGUGGAUGCUAAUGUUCUUUGCCGACUGUUGGGCUACAAUGGAGCCCUAGCAUAUUACCAAAAUAUCACUUUCAAGCAGAGCAAUAAUACAUUGUGGCUAACUGACGUACAAUGCGUUGGAAAUGAGAGUUCUCUUUUUCAUUGUGUUAACUCUGGCUGGGGAAAACGCACUUGCAAUGAAGGUCUUGCUGCUGGAGCAACGUGUUCUGAUAGAAGCUGGGGUGAGUUUUGUUGCUGUAUUUUUUUAUUUUUAGGUCAAAUAAUUAUUUUAUGUCAUAAGGGAGGUCUCCAUUUUCUUGACCACGUCACGCUUUUUCUGAUUGGCUGAGCGUCGAGUAUUUAGAACUACUUGAUUGCAGCUGAUCUUAAAGUGUUCAACAAGUUUGACCCAACACCUGAAAGUAUUGAUGCUGUAAUAUACAAUUCUAAUCAGCAUCUUGAUUUUUUUUCCUUUUUGUCAUAAAUCAAGGAAUGUGGAAAACAAUUUGCGCAGUUAUCAUAAUUGAUUACAGUGAAGUGUCGAAAGGUGCCGAAAAUGUAACCUACACAAACAGACUCUCGUCUGUUCUCAUGUAUUCUUGUCACUAAACUACAACAGCGAAUUUGUAUCUUGCAGGCAUCUCGUUGGCAAUACCACAGUAUGUUUCAAGCACACUGGACUCUCUUACAAUAAAGUGCAGCAUACCUGACGUGACAGAUAUAACGUACACAAUACAAAUAUGGUCGAACACAACUGACAAAUGGUAUGAUACUAAAUGCCGCCGACGAAGCAAUGUAGUUGGAUCGUGCGUUGUCAAGGUACCCAAGGCCAUAAUAACUCUUACUGGUCUGAGCCCCGGGCACAUAUACUACCUACGACUUGUUUCUCCUUAUCUGGUGUAUAGUCAGGUAUCGGAGUCAAUGGCUACGAAGGAAUUAGGUAAGGUUUCGUUUGACUUUCAGUUGAGAAAGGGUGGGGAAAAAACCCUCCAAGUAGUCCUAUUCCAUUCAAUACAACCUCAACUCUUCGUAAUUUGGUACUCACACAUAUCGAAAAAUACUCAACAUCAGUAACUAAUGGUCAAAUCUCGCAAUCUCCCGCCUCCCAAAUCGAAUCAGAUUUGAUUACAGGUGGACACUUUAUGUCAUCAUUAUUUGCACUUCGAGUAUGUGUAUCAUGGAUUUAAUUUUUCCCUUCUUGAGGUGAUCCGAGUGUACCACGAUUUGUCUCAAGCUCCGAUAGAUCUAUCACAUUAGUUUGGAAGCCAACUCCCACUGAGUUCACAAACUACUCAGUGGAAGCAAAAUGCUGCGGAGAAACUACAUGGAAAGCGGUGGAAUGUGUGGAAAAAUUAACUGAUACAGGAUGUACUGUUAGUAAUAACACAGCAACUGUUAUUGCUCUCAAGAAAGAUCAGGAUUAUCGUUUCAGGGUGUUGGCGCUAUACAAGAGUUGGAAAAGCACACCGAGUGCAUCAAGUGAAGCAAUGAGGAUAAAAUCAAACGGUAAUAUACUUUUCUUAUUAUAUCAAGAGGGCUAAGACUCGACAACAACUUAAUUGUAACCUAACUCGCUGAUUGAACAACUAUAUUAAGCCAAUGUUUAUAAGAAAUUGAUUCCCCAUGCCUCGUGCGGGAAAUUGGAUUAUUUAAAAGCCCGAAACAGCUUGUCUCAUCACUGAAUUGGUGUGUUCUUGACCAGUGAUGUUUCAUCCUAAAGCAGUUAACAACUGAGGAAGCUAAUAAAAAGUAUAAAUGGUUAGAGACGUCAUAAACUCUGCUGUCAUGCACCACCGUAGUUAGAACAGAAAGGCAGGAACAUACUCUGAGGUCGACACCGAAUGCAUACGACGUGGGAGGGUGUGGUCCCCUGCUCAGUUUUAGAGUGAGUAACACUAUUCAAAUUUAGACAUAUAAUUUUUAUUGCAAAAGAUACUUAAAAUUCCUAUCAUUUACUUUUUUUUUCUGAUAACAAAGAAUACAAAAAUACUCCUGCCCUUUUCUUACAAGGCCCUGAAUUGACAUUCUCAAUGAAACAAGCAAGCCGGCGAACAGUGUAUUUGUAUGAAAGUGUCACAUCCCAACGAACAAUAAAAUUUUCUCAAUUAAUUUCCGUUUUAGUACUUCUUCUUUUACAUUAUUUAGCCUCAACGUAAUUGUUUUACGUUUUGUUGCUUAGAUGAUCCGCACAGAAUUUGGAUUGGUUCCAUGAAACAAGAAUGUGUAGCUUCGAAAAUAGGUGAUAAAAUAACUUUGUUUUGUCACGCUUCCGUUGACGAACCGACCAAUUACAAAUGGACAAAGGGGCAAUCUAUUCUUAAUAGCAGUGGAGAUGGAGUUCUAAAUGUGACGGUUUCUUCACUUGCUGACUUUGGAAUAUAUACGUGUCAAGUAACCACAUCAGACGAUGUAAAGCAGUACAAUAUCACUAUCUGUCAGAUACGGGUACUGAAAGAGACAGCUACUAAAGGUAACUGAUCCUAGUUUCCCAAAAUAUACUGAGGUUCACAUCAAUAAGAGUAUAAACUCAGAUGUAACGAAGUGCGGAGAAGUAAUACCAUGACCUUAUCGCUUGGCAAAGACUAACAGUAUAACAGUCAGAUUGUCGCCAUCAACAAUUGAUGGCCUGACCUACUAUUGAUAGUACACUUUCCGUUGGGGUUAAAAAUCAUAGCCCUGAUGAAGAAACAGAUGACAAUUUGUUUCCUUCUAAAUAAAGAUGAAACCCUAAGGAUCAAGGAAAUUUGACUUUCCUCAAACUGAAAGCUUGUCGUGAUUAGUUGGUUUCAUGGGCCCUAAUGUAGAAAACUUCAAAGUUUUCGUUUCUUCCUAUAGAGAAGUGUAAAAACUUCCCACUGACCUCCUUAACGAUUGUGAUAAUGCCUUGAUCAUUGCACUUUUUCUUUUGGUUAAAACUCCCCUCACGACAAGAAGUGUGGGCGUUUUCAGCUAUUCUUUAAGUUUCCAAAUUAAGACAAGAUUAGAUCGACCAAACAUUCUCUCAGGAAGAGACUUCUUAACUUCACGCCCAGUUAAACUAAUCUCAAUACCUUGCGCUCAAGUUUUUCUUUAACACCAUCGUUUUUUUCCCUUGCAGAUACUAAAAACAGAACAGUUAUAGCUAUAAUCACCACUUGUUUUAUCUGCUUCGGAAUAUUUAUAAUUGUUCUAAUACUCUUAAAAAUGGCGCAGAUAUAUCGACGAAGGAAAAAACAGUUGAAGGAAACAAACCGCGAGGAGAUGGCCAUGCUGAAUUACAGACAAAAAUCAGUCAGAAAUAACAACGAAGCUGACGAGCUCGACUUUAAUAGCUGAGCUCCUACAAGUUACUAAUGUAAAUACGUUAACCACAGUUGAUGGAAUGACCGCCGUUUCUGCAAAUUUUCGCGCUGCUGAAAAGUAGAUGGUGUUAAUCGUACAUUUUACACUCUAUAGAUAUUAUCUCGUCUGCACUUUGAGGUUAUUGAAGGAGCCAAUGAUACUAAAGCUUGUGCUAAGUGCAAACGAGCGAAAAGGCGGGCGCGCGAAAAAACGGCGGGUAUCAGACAAAGUAAAAACUGCAUCCCGCAUGCGCUGUUUGUCGCUUGUCCUCUCUUUCGUUCGGCCGCUAACAGGUUGGCGGAACUAAGAAAAUUUUGUCGGCUGCCAGUUUUCUUCCUUCAACUGGCUAGCGAAAAUGGUUUUGGUAAAAUUAAGUACUGUGUACGUCCAUAUUUAACCUCGUUUCAUGAAUAGAACUGGUAUUUCUUUUGUUCUCUGUCAGAUACGUUAUUCACCACAGUGUUCUUAAACACACAUAGGCUUAAAAGUUAUCAGUAGCGUACAUGUGGUUCUUUUGCCCCAUAUGAUCAGAUCAAACCAGCCCCUAUUAAAAAUAACAGUUGCCUAAAUUUUACUUCUUAGAACAGAGAAUGCGCUUUAGUAUAAUGCUUUAUACCAUUGGGAAACAAAGAUAGCAACUAACUGAUGACUACAUUGAUUUUACCUCGGAGAGGCAACGCUCCACCAACGAGAGAUUAAAAAUUGUCUUUAAAUAGCUUUGAUGGUGGUUUCUAAGUACAGUUUUAUAAGUUAUCGGUGUCCUCGCGGUUUAUUUUAUUUAUUCAUUUAUUUAUUUAUUUAUUUAUUUAUGUCUCUUUGUUUGUGGUCCGUGACAUGGAUUACAUUUUUCGUCCCAGAAAUUAAGGAAAUAAUUGGGUUUUGAUAAAGUCUGUAUUUAUGUUUCUUAUCCCCCUUCUGCUUUCGCAAUAGCAUCAUCAAACCCUUCAAGAGUACGUGCAUGUGUUCAUAUAUACAAGUAAGUCGUGUCAAAGAUGACAUUUCCACAGUUUCAAAGAAGCAAAAAGAAUAAAAUCAAGGUGUGAGCUAUAUGUGGUCGUUUGUGCGUGAAGAAAUAUUUUAAGUGCC